Molecule: messenger RNA, 378 nt
Organism: Solanum stenotomum
Lineage: Eukaryota; Viridiplantae; Streptophyta; Magnoliopsida; Solanales; Solanaceae
Exons: 3
Coding region: 1-378 (125 amino acids)
Molecular function (GO): nucleic acid binding; zinc ion binding
Source: RefSeq, a predicted model, not a curated record
AUGGCACAAGAAGGUUUUUACAAGUGUGGACAAGUUGGUCAUUUCAUGAAAGAGUGCCCUAAGAACUGGCAAGGUAAUGGCAAUCAGGGCAAUAUAGCCCAAUCUUCUUCAGUUGCUCCACCAGACAGAACUGCAUCUCCACCAGAUAGAACUGCAUCUAGAGGAGGUUUUUACAAGUGUGGACAAGUUGGUCAUUUCAUGAAAGAGUGCCCUAAGAACUGGCAAGGUAAUGGCAAUCAGGGCAAUAUAGCCCAAUCUUCUUCAGUUGCUCCACCAGACAGAACUGCAUCUCCACCAGAUAGAACUGCAUCUAGAGGAGCUACUUCAGGGACAGGAGGAGGAGCAAACUGUAUUUAUGCUAUCACAAGUCGUCAAUAA